AUGAAGGAAGUACAUUGUGUUAUAUUUCUUGUUCUUGUUUCAGUUUCAUAUGCAAAAGUAACGAAACCUAAUACUGAUAACUUCCUCCGAUGUCUUCUUUCUCGGACAAGUCCAGAGAAUCCGAUCACCGACACCAUCUAUACACCUAAUAACUCCACCUUCGUGACAUCUUACGUGUCCUACACGAAAAACAAAAGGUGCUCAAACCCUAACGAUACAAACCUAAUAGCUAUCGUUGCUGCAAAACACGAAUCCCAUGUUCAAGCAACUGUGCUCUGCGCAAAGUCCAACGGAGUCCAGAUCCGAACCCGUAGCGGUGGUCACGACUUGGAUGGCCUCUCCCACGUCUCCUCUAUACCUUUUAUCAUUCUCGAUAUGCACAAUCUCAGGUCUAUAACCAUUGACGUGACCAACAAGAAAGCUUGGCUUCAAGCAGGUGCCAUCUUGGGAGAGCUCUACACCAAAAUCGCUGAAAAGAGCAAAACGCUAGCGUUUCCAGCUGGUAUUUGCCCAACGGUUGGAGCAGGAGGACACAUCAGUGGUGGAGGAUACGGUAAUCUCAUUAGAAAACACGGUCUUUCGGUUGAUCAUGUCGUUGAUGCUCAACUAGUUGAUGUCAACGGAAAGAUCUUGAACCGUGCCUCCAUGGGAGAAGAUCUGUUUUGGGCGAUCAGAGGCGGUGGAGGUGCGAGCUUUGGUGUUAUUCUCUCGUAUACAAUCAACCUAGUUGAGAUUCCAGAGACUAUAACGGUGUUUAAAGUCAACAAAACAUUAGAACAAGGAGGCACUGAUGUUCUGUAUAAAUGGCAGCUUGUCUCUAGCAAGUUGCCUAGAGAGCUUUUCUUGAGAGCAAUGCCUGAUAUCACAAUCGUAGCGAAAUCUAAAACCAUCGCGGUUAAGUUCUACGCUCAGUUCUUAGGCUCAGCCAAUAAACUAAUGAAGAUUAUAAACAAGAAGUUACCUGAACUAGGGCUAAAACGUGAAGAUUGCUACGAGAUGAGCUGGCUUAACACGACGAUGUUUUGGAUGAACUAUCCGGUUGGUACACCAAUGAGCAUUCUUCUGGAGAGACCAUCGGAUCCACCAGGACAAUUCUACAAGGGCAAAUCGGAUUACGUCAAGAAACCGAUACCAAAAGAAGGUAUGGAGAAGAUGUGGAAAACAAUGUUGAAGUUCAACAAUGUGUGGAUGCAAUGGAACCCUUACGGUGGCGUGAUGGACACGAUUCCGGCAAAUGCAACGGCGUUUCCUCACAGGAAAGGGAACUUGUUCAAGAUUCAGUACUUUGCGUUAUGGAAGGAUGCAAAUGCUACGGAUGUUAAUCUAGGUUUGAUGAGAGAACUCUAUGGUGUGGCGGAGCCGUACGUGUCAAGUAACCCGAGAGAGGCGUUUUUGAAUUAUAGAGAUGUGGAUGUUGGGAGCAAUCCUAGUGGAGAGACGAGUGUUGAAGAAGCUAAGAUCUAUGGAUCCAAGUAUUUUGUUGGGAAUUUGAAGAGGUUGAUGGAUGUUAAGGCUAAGUGUGAUCCUGAUAAUUUUUUUAGGUACGAGCAGAGUAUUCCUCCUCUUCUUGCAAUGUAA
This is a messenger RNA of Eruca vesicaria subsp. sativa (arugula), 1578 nucleotides long. The record is from the annotation of a GenBank genome assembly. Lineage: Eukaryota; Viridiplantae; Streptophyta; Magnoliopsida; Brassicales; Brassicaceae.